AUGCCGCACGGCUGGUGGUGCUGGGCUGGACUAGCCAAGGACUGCCGUCGGGCUCUAAAGGAACCAACACCACUUCCAGAGGAGUUUGAGUUACAAGGAUUCUUGGCUUUGAGACCUUCUUUCAGGAACUUGGAUUUUUCCAAAGGUCAUCAGGGUAUUACAGGAGACAAAGAGGGUCAGCAACGACAAAUACGACAGCAGCGUUUGAUCUCUAUAGGCAAAUGGAUUGCAGAUAAUCAGCCAAGGCUGAUUCAGUGUGAAAAUGAGGUAGGGAAAUUGUUGUUUAUCACAGAAAUCCCAGAGUUAAUACUGGAAGACCCCAGUGAAGCCAAAGAGAACCUCAUUCUGCAAGACACAACCAUCAUAGAGUCCCUGGCUGCUGAUGGGAAUCCAGGACUGAAAUCAGUGCUGUCUACAGGCCGAAAUCUAAGCAACAACUGUGACACAGGAGAGAAACCAGUGGUCACCUUCAAAGAGAACAUUAAGCCACGAGAAGUGAACAGAGACCAAGGAAGAAGUUUCCCUCCCAAAGAGGUAAAAUCUCAGACAGAGUUAAGAAAGACUCCAGUGUCUGAAGCCAGGAAAACACCUGUAACUCAAACCCCAAGUCAAGCAAGUAACUCCCAGUUCAUCCCCAUUCAUCACCCUGGAGCCUUCCCUCCUCUUCCCAGCCGGCCAGGGUUCCCGCCCCCAACAUAUGUUAUCCCCCCUCCUGUGGCAUUUUCUAUGGGCUCAGGUUACACCUUCCCAGCUGGUGUUUCUGUCCCAGGAACCUUUCUUCAGCCUACAGCUCACUCUCCAGCAGGAAACCAGGUGCAAGCUGGGAAACAGUCCCACAUUCCUUACAGCCAGCAACGGCCCUCCGGACCAGGGCCAGUGACCCAGGGACCUCAACAGCCUCAGCCACCUUCCCAGCAGCCCCUCCCACCUCUACCAGCUCCGCCAACAGCACAGACUGCAAGCCAGCUGCAGGUUCAAGCUCUAGCUCAGCAGCAACAGUCCCCUACAAAAGCUGUGCCGGCUUUGGGGAAAAGUCCGCCUCACCACUCUGGAUUCCAGCAGUAUCAACAGGCAGAUGCCUCCAAACAGCUGUGGAAUCCCCCUCAGGUUCAAGGCCCAUUAGGGAAAAUCAUGCCUGUGAAACAGCCCUACUACCUUCAAACCCAAGACCCCAUAAAACUGUUUGAGCCGUCGUUGCAACCUCCUGUAAGGCAGCAGCAGCCUCUGGAGAAAACAAUGAAGCCUUUCCCCAUGGAGCCAUAUAACCAUACCCCCUCAGAAGUCAAGAUCCCGGAGUUCUACUGGGAUUCUUCCUACAGUGCGGCAGAUAACAGAGCUGUGAUGGCACAGCAAGCCAGUGUGGACCGCAGGGGCAAACGGUCCCCGGGAGUCUUCCGUCCAGAGCAGGACCCUGUGCCCAGGAUGCCGUUUGAGGACCCCAAAGGCUCCCCUCUGCUUCCUCCGGACCUGUUAAAGAGUCUGGCUGCCUUGGAGGAAGAGGAAGAGCUGAUUUUUUCUAACCCUCCUGAUCUUUACCCAGCUCUGCUGGGACCUCUCGCCUCUCUUCCUGGACGAAGCCUCUUUAAAUCCUUACUGGAGAAGCCCUCAGAGCUCAUGUCACACUCAUCCUCUUUCCUGUCCCUCACCGGAUUCUCCCUCAAUCAGGAACGAUACCCAAAUAACAGUGUGUUCAAUGAAGUAUACGGGAAGAACCUGACAACCAGCUCCAAAGCAGAACUUAAUCCCUCAGUGGCUCCCCAGGAAACAUCAUUGUACUCCCUUUUUGAAGGGACUCCGUGGUCUCCAUCUCUUCCUGCCAGUUCAGAUCAUUCAACACCAGCCAGCCAGUCUCCUCAUUCCUCCAACCCAAGCAGCCUGCCAAGCUCCCCUCCAACACACAACCACAAUUCUGUCCCAUUCUCCAAUUUUGGACCCAUUGGGACUCCAGAUAACAGGGAUAGGAGAACUGCAGACCGCUGGAAAACUGAUAAGCCAGCCAUGGGUGGGUUUGGCAUUGAUUAUCUCUCAGCAACAUCAUCCUCUGAGAGCAGUUGGCAUCAGGCCAGCACUCCAAGUGGCUCCUGGACAGGCCAUGGCCCAUCCAUGGAGGAUUCUUCUGCUGUCCUCAUGGAAAGCCUAAAGUCUAUCUGGUCCAGUUCCAUGAUGCAUCCUGGACCUUCCGCUUUGGAGCAGCUGUUAAUGCAGCAGAAGCAGAAACAGCAGCGGGGACAAGGCACCAUGAACCCUCCACACUGA
Molecule: messenger RNA, 2256 nt
Organism: Rangifer tarandus platyrhynchus (Svalbard reindeer)
Lineage: Eukaryota; Metazoa; Chordata; Mammalia; Artiodactyla; Cervidae
Source: the annotation of a GenBank genome assembly